AUGGUCAAAUAUCGGGGCAUCGAGAUUUGCAUCAUCUCUCAAUUCGAUGUCUGCAGGUUACCUGAAUUCCGCUACCCGUCCUCACCUCAACCAGAGGACCCUUUCCAAGUUGACGGCAAAGCUCACAACCCUUCGUCCACUGCAUAUCCAACAGCUUCCUGUCAUGUCCCCAUCUACCCUGGAAGCCAGAUCUGGUUCGAAUACGCCAUUGACGGUCCUCAUCCUCCAGGAGCUGCCUACUUCUUCAAGCUCUCCAUAAAUGGCAAGGCAAUUACGGCUUGGGAUUGCACUGCAAAGCAUGGUUUUCAUGGCAAGAUGAUGUACAAUCUGCUGAAUGAAGGCUCAGAUCCAGUCACUGGUGAGGGUCUGGUUAGAAGGCAGGCUUUGAGAUUUGGUGACGGAAUCGAAGACAGGGAUAGAGGAGAGCUCGACGACGACCUGAUUCAGAUCAACGUCCACCGCAUCGAACAUCGCAAACGCAUUAGAGACUUACAACAGGGAUUGGGGGCAGUCGCCAUCAAUACCACCAGUGUUGAGGGUUUGCGCUUGACCAACAGCGGCCUUCUGGAACCAGGCUUCCGUCCUCGGCGGUACAAAUACCAACUCCUCGAUCCUAUCGAUAUGCCUUAUGCUGGUUUUCGAUUCUACUGCAGACCAUACGAAUACCUUGAGAAACACGGAAUCCUGCACCGGAGUCUGUCCACUAUGACCAGCAGCUCGACAUCUUCUGCCACGUCACAAGACACGGCGAACAACUCACGCAAUGCAUCACCGGCGAGGCAGGUCGUGAAGAUCGCUGAAUCUCCAAUAGUGAAGUGUGGAAGAGCCGACGAGUCACCUUCGAAGAAUGGGGAAGCCAGUACUCCGCAGAGCAAAUGCAAGGGAAAGAUUCGCAUCAUCAAGUCCGAGAGCUCGACUAGCGGUCAGCUUGCCAGCCCUGACAGCUCUUUGAGUGUCAAGACAAAGGAUAGCAUUGAAGAUCUGCUAUCAUCAGUGCCUCGGUCACCUAGAUCACCUCGUUCGCCAAAGAAAGGGUCGGAAGACGAGGCUGACAAGAUUGAACCUGAGAUGCCCCUGUCUCCAACCAAGUCUCCCAGAAAUACCCGUCAUCGCCUGAAAAAGAAACUUACCGUGAACAUCAAUGGGGCGGAUUUCGACAUCGAGAGAAAGAAACGUCCUUUGAGUCCAUUCACGAGUGGCGGAGUGCUUAGGAAAGCAGUCCCACAGACGGCUCCAGCCACAGUUACUGAGUUUGGUCCUACCGUAGAAGAAGAGAUUUCUUCCGAACUCAAACAAUACUACAAUGUCCAAGAACUGGACGAUGUGCGCGUCAUCCGAGACCGACAGACUAAGCAAUCAAGACAAUUCGGCUUUCUACGCUUUCCGACCCUGCAGGAGGCAGAAGAUUUUAUGGACCGCAAUUAUCCUGUCCUUUACUUCUAUGGUGACAACAACGAUUCUAACGGAGAUGCUUGCAAAGUUCGAAUCGCUUUCGGCCGUGAGCGGAAAGAUCAGAGUCGCUCUGAGGACACGGAUUGGAUUUGUUCGAAUUGUACCGCCAACAACUUCUCAACACGAAACAGAUGCUUCAGAUGUCAGGCAUUCAGACCAGAUCCUGCUUACGAAUUCCCUGCGAAAGCGGCGAAUGUCGGAGACAAUGAUGUAUCUCCUGACAACGCACCAUCACAAUUUCUGCUUCUCCGCGGACUCGAACUCUCCGUUACUGAAGAGCUAUUGGUGAAAGGAGUGUCCAAACUCAAUAAGCCCGGCACCAACGCAGCACAGAAGGAUGAUACUUCCAGCAAGAAGGGCGCUAAAGUCGCUUCAACAACCGGAGAUGCGAAUCUCGGCGCGAAGGAUGGCACACUUCGACGAGUUCUCCUGGUUCGUGAUCGAAAAAGUAACGAGAGUUGGAGAUACGGAUUCGCAGAAUAUGCUUCCGUCGAAGAUGCGCAAGCCGCUCUGACUCGAUACAACUCGUUCGACCGGUUCACCAUUGCAUCGAAGCAGGUACUUGUCAGCUACAUACACGCUGGAGUAUUCGUGCCUGUUCUCAAUCCGACUCCGGACAUCAGACGAUUCACGUUCAGUCCCAUGGGCAACCCGGCCAUGAAAUUGGCAUACUGGGAUGAGGCUGCUUAUGUCACGGAAGUAGCAGUGUCUGUGCCCACACGUUUACCUGAAGCACAGAAGACGACAGCGAAGGAUCCAGAGGGUCUGAAGUCCAUCGACGUAGAGAAGAGCAAGAAACGCAAAGCCCAAAUCGACGCCGAGAGUGCUAGCGUCAAGAAAGCGGCCCCGUCACACUUACAGUUCUGGAGCAACAGACAUGCCGAGCUUCAUGGUAUCGACCAGAAGUCGAGUAAUGGCGACCGUGCCACGUCGACUGACGACAACGGUGCUCCGCCGAGUCAGUCCUUUGCGGAUCCAAGCAGACAAUGCUGUUACCUGUGCAUGCGCCAAUUCAAUAGCGCCGCUGAAGUCAACAAGCAUGAACGGCUGAGCGAUCUACAUCGUCAGAAUCUCCAGGACGAAGCGAAAGUAAAGAAAGCGAGUGCAAAGCUAGAAAAGCAUGGGGCCCAGCAUCAAUCAACAUCUGCGUCGGCGCCUCAAUAUCGGGACCGAGCGAGAGAGAGACGCAAGGUCUACGGUGUCGUCAACAAAAAGGGCGAGCAGGUCGGCUCGUCGAACGUGGCGAAAGGUUCGGCGCAUGAAGACGAGGAGGACAACGCCCCACCCGUACAAUCCAAGGGUGCGUCUCUGCUGAGCAAGAUGGGGUACACGGCUGGGCAGGGCCUUGGGGCUAGUGGAGAAGGCAUGACGGCGCCGCUUGCGCAGGAUAUCUAUGUCGCCGGGGUAGGGCUGGGUGCGCAGGGUGGCAAGGUCGGGGAUGCCGUGGCAGAAGCGGAGAGGAAUACAAAGGGGCGGUAUGAGGACUUUGCGGAGAAGACGCGCGAAGGAGCCCGAGAGAGAUAUUCUAGGUUGGGAUGA
Molecule: messenger RNA, 2991 nt
Organism: Exophiala xenobiotica
Lineage: Eukaryota; Fungi; Ascomycota; Eurotiomycetes; Chaetothyriales; Herpotrichiellaceae
Exons: 7
Coding region: 1-2991 (996 amino acids)
Biological process (GO): mRNA splicing, via spliceosome
Cellular component (GO): nucleus
Molecular function (GO): RNA binding
Source: RefSeq, a predicted model, not a curated record